Messenger RNA from Dichomitus squalens LYAD-421 SS1, 1512 nucleotides. RefSeq names its product bifunctional 6-phosphofructo-2-kinase/fructose-2,6-bisphosphate 2-phosphatase. The transcript is spliced from 8 exons. Gene Ontology annotation, molecular function: fructose-2,6-bisphosphate 2-phosphatase activity; 6-phosphofructo-2-kinase activity; ATP binding. The record is from RefSeq and is a predicted model, not a curated record. Bases 1 to 1512 code for a protein of 503 amino acids. Gene Ontology annotation, biological process: fructose 2,6-bisphosphate metabolic process; fructose metabolic process. Gene Ontology annotation, cellular component: cytosol. Lineage: Eukaryota; Fungi; Basidiomycota; Agaricomycetes; Polyporales; Polyporaceae.
AUGGUCGCUCCGCUGUAUACGACCGCCUCAGGUCUUCUGUUCCAUGCCGGCAAGAUCUUGGUUUGCACCGUCGGUCUCCCUGCCCGAGGCAAGACCCACAUCUCGCGAGCACUGGAACGGUAUCUCCGCUGGACUGGUGUGAAGACGGCCGUCAUCUCGCUAGGCGAUUAUCGUCGCAAGGUCCUUGGAGGUGCACAGAAGCUUCCUCCAGAUUACUUUACUCUUGGAGAAAAGAGCCCAGAGACGAUCGCACUGCGCGAGAAGGUCCUUACGGGAUGUGAACAGCUCAUCUGGGAUUUCUUCAACUCUGGCGGCCAGGUCGUCAUCUACGAUGCCAACAAUGGGACGCGUGAACGUCGUAACGCUGUCGCGGAGAAAUUUGACAAGGCCGGCAUUCACGUCAUCAUGCUCGAGUCGUCUUGUGACAAUGAGGAGCUCAUCCUUUCAAAUAUACGAAGCGUCAAGAUAUCGUCCCCAGACGCAAGUAUACCAGAGUGUGCUCUAGCCUAUCGUGGCUGGGACCCGGAGAAGGCGGUUGCCGAUUAUUAUAAUCGAAUCAAGGAUCACGAACGACACUACGAACCCGUGGAGGAGACGACAUGGCCGUUCAUCCGGAUCAUCAACGUCGGCGAGAAGAUCAUGGUUAACAGCAUCCAUGGUUAUCUCCAAUCAAGAAUCGUUUUCUUCUUGAUGAAUAUACAUAACAGGUUCCGAACAAUCUACUUCGCACGAUCAGGACAAUCCCUCAUCGAGCAUUCGUACAAGGCGGAUUCCGACCUCUCCCCCGCGGGUUGGGAGUAUGCCGAACGCCUCAAAGAGUUCGUCCUCGAUCGCCGCGCUAAGUCGCUCGAGGCCCGCGGCAUCGAUCCCUCUGAACGCCGUCUCGUCAUCUGGACAUCCGCCCGCCGGCGCUCGCACCACACCGCCUGGCCGUUCCUCACGCACAGCGCGAACGACCAGCACCCGCCCGCGAGAGUCAAGGUCGUCGAGCGGCCUCAGAUGGCCGAGAUCAACCCCGGCGUGUGGGACGGGCUCACGCCCGAGCAGGUGCGCAAAUACUACCCUGACGAAUGGGUCCGCUUCGUGCACGACCCGUACGCGUACCGCGCGCCCCGCGCGGAGAGCUACCACGACCUCUGCGUGCGGCUGGAGCCCACCCUGAUCGAGCUCGAGCGCGAAAAAGAAGAUCUGCUCAUCGUCGGCCAUGCCUCCGUCAUCCGCUGCAUCCUCGCGUACCUCAUCGGGCUCCCCGCGUCCGAAAUCCCCGCGAUAGAGGUCGCGCGCGGGGACCUCAUCGAGGUCGUCCCCACGUCGUACGGCGUGUACUCGCAGGCGCACCACUUCUGGGACGGGCCCGGGCGCAGCAGCGAGAACGGUGGAGCGCAUGGCAAGGACGAGCACAAUUUCUACGAGAACUACGCGGAGGACACGAGGGGGAAGAGGAGGCCGGACGGGAGCAGCGUGGAGCUACAGGCUGAUGUGGCUGCGGGCCCGGUGCCUUCCGCGGCUUGA